AUGACUUACGACCUCAUACUCACCGCCAGCGUUGACGGGGUCGACCCUCAUAGCUGGGAUGCGAGCUUUGACGAUAGUUUCUGGUCAAAUCUGUCAUAUACGGACCCGAGUAUCGUCCUCGGACUUGGUGAUCCAUCCAGCCCACCGAAGAAGUCUGAAAUUGGAGAGAGUUUAGACACUUUUCUUGAUGAAAUAGUGGCUGACUGGGUCCCGCCCCCUCUGCUCUCCCUCACGCUCAGUCCAGUAGACGAGAAGACAAGCAAAAAUCAAUGGUCAGUCUCACCGGAUAUCCUCCAGGCAUCGGCGGAAAGUCCAUCUACAUCGUGCGCGACAACGCCAACCUUGUCGACUUUGGAUUCUCCAAUGACUGUAGAGAGUCCUACAACAACGGUGUGUGAUGAAGAGGUACCCUCAGGCGACAAAGAUGAAAGAGCAGGAACUUCCAUGCACGAUCGACUAUACCAAAAUCUUCUGGAACGAGGAUUCGAAGACCGAGUGGAGGCGUUGAUGCCCUUGCUGGAAGAGGUCCAGUACCACCAAUCACGCAAUUACGGGACGACGAUGAUUCCACAGAAGCGAUUCGCGACCUUUCUGAAGCGAACGGACACCGGCUUCAAUACCAAAAAUUGUCGAUGGUACUCAUGCUGCUUUUGCCACCAUUCGCUUCAGAAUCAAACGCAGAUGGUUCAACAUCUGAUGGGUCGACAUUUUGAGUACAAGCCCUUUCUUUGUGAAAACGCCAAAUGGUACGGUCUCAUCUCGUCUAUCGAAGCGCAAACAAUUCGCAAUUCUAUCGCCGAGCAGAUCUACGAAAGCAUGCCGAGGACAAGCACACAGGCAGAAAGGUUCAAUGUACAUGUGGCAAGACGUACACCAAUGACCGGAACCUCAAGCGCCAUCGGCGGUCGACUCGUUGCAAGCGGCCUUCACCCUAAAAGGCAGAUUGUGGAUGCGUCAACGUCCAGCGGAAUCACGGAUCUCCUCGCUAUCUCACAGGCGGCGUACGCGAAUCGUGGGCGGUACUUUGAGCAUGACAAAACGGAGCGCGAGGUAAAACUUCGAAUGGAAGCGACAUCACCCAAGAUGCUUCAAGCCCUCGACACAAUCUUCAACUCCAGCCCCUGGGUCACGCAGACAGGGGAGCUAGACCGAUUUCAACUCCAGCAAUGCCUUCUCAUCAAGAAGGAGGGAGAUAGCGAAAAGUUUCAUUGUAUGUUCGACAAAUGCGACUACUCCAAUGCCGAGUCAACCAACGCUGUUGAGCAUAUUCGCGGCACACAUUUUGGAAAUCGUCCAUUUCUAUGUGAAAAAUGUCCCAGGGCGUUUACCCGAAGAUACGAUCUGAAGACUCACGCCGCUACGCAUGAAGAAAUUCGGCCAUAUACUUGCAGGUUCUGGUAA
Molecule: messenger RNA, 1401 nt
Organism: Serendipita indica DSM 11827
Lineage: Eukaryota; Fungi; Basidiomycota; Agaricomycetes; Sebacinales; Serendipitaceae
Source: the annotation of a GenBank genome assembly